AUGAGAGCGGGGCGCAAUCAGCAGAACAUCGCCUUUAGAGACGGACAGUUCUCGCUUUACCAGGAUCUCUCCGCGCUCACGCUAGAGGCCAGGAGGGCGCUGCGUCCAGUAACCGCCAUUCUCCGGGAGCGGAGGAUCCCAUACAAAUGGGGCUUCCCCUUCAGCCUGCAGGUGAAGGUGGGCCAAUCCUGGCAUAUCAUCCGCUGGCCAGCUGAUGUCCCACGCUUCAUACGAGCCAUGAGCCUACCCACGGUGACGGUAUCCAACUGGGUCCUGGAGCGACAACCACAGCAUCCACGGGCAGUCAGCGACAGGCCGGGCACGGGCCUUACAGGCAGCGGGUUCCGGCGGGGUGGCCCGGACAGCCAUGAAGAAUAA
Messenger RNA from Pelobates cultripes (western spadefoot toad), 378 nucleotides. The record is from the annotation of a GenBank genome assembly. Lineage: Eukaryota; Metazoa; Chordata; Amphibia; Anura; Pelobatidae.